CAUCUGCCCCAGCCGGGAGACCUCGUGGUGGGCGGUGGGGUGCGCGUGUUCCCCCGAGCCCCAGCGGCCCCGGCUGCCCCGCAGGUGCUGAGCUGGGCGCAGCAGCAGGGCGAGCGGCUGCGGGCGCAGGCGGCAGCGCUGGCGGCCGAGCGGGAGGAGACGGCGCAGCUCCUGGACUGGAUCACGGCGGCCGAGGAGGCGCUGGGGCUGCGGGACCAGGAGCCGCUGCCGGAGGAGGUGGAGCAGCUGGAGGAGCUCAGUGCCCAGCACGCGGUGUUCAUGGAGGAGCUGAACCGCAAGCAGCCUGACGUGGAGAAGGUCACCAAGAGCUGCAAGCGAAAGCUGGCGGUGGAUCUGGGCCCCCCGGCCACCCGAAGACUGGCCACACGUCGCCGCAGCAGCGGGAAGGCGCAGGGCACUGCGGCGGUGCCGCUCGGGGGGCUGGAGCCCCAGACACCCCUGAUGGCCCAGCUCCUGCACCGCUGGCAGCAGCUCUGGCUGCUGGCCCUGGACCGGCAGUACCGGCUGGAGACGGCCCUGCAGCGCCUGCGGGAGCUGGAGGAGUUCGCGCACUUUGACUUCGGGGUCUGGAGGAAGCGCUACAUGCAGUGGAUCAGCCAGAUGAAGUCCCGCGUCCUGGACGUUUUCCGCGGCAUCGACAGGGACCAGGACGGGCGCAUCAGCCAGCGGGAAUUCAUCGAGAGCGUCCUGGCCUCCAAGUUCCCCACCAACGUCCUGGAGAUGAAUGCCGUGGCCACCAUCUUCGACAUGAACGGCGACGGCUUCAUCGACUACUACGAGUUCGUCAGUGCCCUGCACCCCAACCGCGACCCGCUGCGCCGCUCCGCCGACGCCGACCAGAUCCAGGACGAGGUGAACAGGCAGGUGGCCCAGUGCAACUGCGCCAAGCGCUUCCAGGUGGAGCAGAUCAGCGCCAACAGGUACCGGUUCGGGGAGUCCCAGCAGCUGCGGAUGGUGCGGAUCCUGCGCAGCACCCUCAUGGUGCGGGUGGGUGGGGGCUGGAUCGCCCUGGACGAGUUCCUGGUGAAGAACGACCCCUGCAGAGUGAAGGGAAGGACCAACCUGAAGAUCAACGAGAAGUACCUGUCCUCAGACGUCUUCGGAGCCGCCGCCGCCGCCGCCCGGUGUGCAGGGAACCAGUCGGCCGCCUCCUCCAAAGUGCUGUCCCCGAGCCGCUCCAACUCCAGCCUCAGCCUCUACAGCAGCGCCUCGGCCCCCAGCAGCCCCCUGGCCAGGAAGUCGGUGCUGCGGAGGACGCGCUCGGGGGAUCGGUGUCCGCGCUCCCGGGGCUCGGGACUGCCCGACGGAGCCGAGCUGCAGUUCAGUGCGGCUGAGGAGAGCCUGGCUGUGGCCCCCCCAGAGCCGCCCGAAGGGUCCUCUCCGGAGCGCUGCAGCCCCUGCCGCUGACCCCCGCGCCCGCCCUGCGCCCAGCACCCUCGGCCGGCCCCACUCAGGACCCUCCUCCGCCAGGCUGGAGGACGGCGAAGCCGCGGCCGCGCCCCCCGCGGGUCUCCGGCCCGGCGCUGCGGCCCCCCGAGCGGGGCUGAGCUGUCUGUCCGUCUCCGAUCCCGCCGGGGCCCGCUCCAGAGGAUAUGCAAGUAUCUCCCGACACACACCGAGCCCCCUCCCCGGGCUCUGGUCUCCCGCCCCACGGCUCCAGCGGCCAGCGCGGGGGGUUCUGAGCCCCGGGGCCCCGCUCCGAGUGCCCGGGGCUGUGGGACCAGCCGGGCACCCCCCGCCGGACCCUGCCCUCCUCCCGUGCCGUCAGCUCAGGGCGGCUGCGGUACCCCCGGCACCCGGCGUCUCUGACGGGGGUCCCCACGCCGCCUCCCGUGCCCCGGCGGGAGCUGGCCGGGCUCGGUAACCGGGCACCGGGACCCCUGGCCGGACCCGAGCCCCGUUUCUGGUGCUAACCCUCACCCCUCGGCCUUCGGUGUGCGCGCACGGGCCCCCGGCUCCGGCCGCCCCCUGCCACGGGCGGGGGUCCCUGGCGCCCGCGCUCCGUCCAGCGGCGGGCAGCGGGACCCCCGCCCUGCUGCCGCAUGCUCGUGUCACCCCGCUAACCGGACAGCAGUAGAGCUGAAUGUAACCCGGGCCCACCGCCGCCACAAUAAACUGUAGUGAGGUUCCUUUUUCUAUCA
Parus major (Great Tit) is the source of this 2162-nucleotide messenger RNA. Its product is annotated as microtubule-actin cross-linking factor 1-like. The record is from RefSeq and is a predicted model, not a curated record. NCBI's taxonomy places the organism in Eukaryota, Metazoa, Chordata, Aves, Passeriformes, Paridae. Gene Ontology annotation, molecular function: microtubule binding; calcium ion binding; cadherin binding. Gene Ontology annotation, cellular component: intermediate filament; cytoplasm; membrane. The transcript has 10 exons. Bases 280 to 1428 code for a protein of 382 amino acids. Gene Ontology annotation, biological process: regulation of microtubule-based process; regulation of focal adhesion assembly; wound healing.